AACUAAAAUAUAAUAUUGUAUUGAUUACGAUCAUGACGUCGAUCGCCUCUAUUUGUGUAUGGCAGUGUUUAAUUAGCCGCGUGUGAUGAUGAAAUUAAUUUAAAAAGUUACGAGUUUUAGCGAUGUACCUACCGACUGUUCAUGCUACUAAUCAUAAAAUAUAGACAUACAAAAAGAUAUUAUUGUAAAAAAUUAAAGGAGUUUCAAGUAAUGGAGAUUGCAACCUAAUCUGCAUGCAGAGAGUGUUAAAUAUUCUAUCUAUAGAAACAAAUAAUUUCUAAGAACGUCGGUAUGUCAAGUCAAUUAAAAGUCUAUGAAAAGCUGGUGCCAUCCGAAAAUGAUUUGCAACUGACUGAAGUGAUCGACUUGAGAAGCGAUACAGUAACGAAGCCGGAUGUUCAUAUGCGUCAAGCAAUGUUCGACGCCGAAGUCGGUGACGAUGGUUACGGCGAGGAUCCCACCAUAAAUCUUUUGGAAGAAAAAGCGUCGAAACUAUUUGAGAAGGAAGCGGCAAUAUUUUUACCAAGCGGACUCAUGGGAAAUUUGAUUGCAAUGAUGGUUCAUUCAAAACAACGCGGAGGAGAAGUAAUAGUGGGCCAUAAAAGUCAUAUUUUGCUGUGGGAACAAGGUGGAGCUUCACAGAUUGCAGGGUUGCAAAUGCGAGAAGUUAAGAAUUUGGACGAUGGCACGUUAGACAUGACAGAGUUACUUGGAAAAAUACGACCGGAGUUCCCUGAUCCUCACGAACCAUAUACUACACUAGUGUGCAUAGAAAACACUCACAAUUAUUGCGGGGGUACUAUAUUGCCUGUCGAAUGGAUUGAUCAGUUGGGAAAACUGACCAAAGAGAAAAAUAUACCUUUGCAUAUGGACGGGGCUAGAGUGUUUAACGCAGCUGUGGGUCUUGGAGUUCCAGUCAGCCGCAUAGUGAAGCACUGCGAUUCCGUGACGUUUUGUUUGAGUAAAGGUCUCGGAGCGCCAAUCGGCUCCAUUUUAAUCGGUGAAAAAUUAUUCAUCGAAAAGUCCAGAAGAAUCAGGAAAGUUUUGGGUGGUGCCAUGCGACAAGCCGGAAUCGUGGCCGCGGCGGGACUUUACGCGUUGGAUAAUUGCGUGGAAAGGUUGGCCGACGAUCACAGAAACGCCAAGAAAAUAGCUUAUGCUAUCCAAAGGAUGGCAAGUCCCAAUGUGACCGUCAACCUAGACGCACUCGAUACAAACAUACUUUUGGUGAACAUUAACCCAUCUGGAGUCGACGCCAAAUACUUUGUUUCCGAGCUUAUAAAGGUGGACGCUGAUGAAGGCGACAGUAAGUCGAACAAUAAGAUACGAUCGACGGCCGUGAGGAUAGCGCAGAUAAACAAUGCAAGAGUGAGGUUCGUGACGCACAAGAACAUCACCGACAAAGACUUGGAUAUGGCCAUUGAAAAAAUUAAGUACGUCAUUGGAAAAAUCGACACGUCCUGUAGCCGAUAAUAACCCGUCAGCUGUUAUCAGAAUUCACUGUAUAUACUUACUAUAAUAUUUUAUAUAUAAAUAUAUAUUUAUAUUUUAAAAUA
This is a messenger RNA of Acyrthosiphon pisum (pea aphid), 1556 nucleotides long. RefSeq names its product putative low-specificity L-threonine aldolase 2. The coding region runs from base 292 to 1473 and encodes 393 amino acids. NCBI's taxonomy places the organism in Eukaryota, Metazoa, Arthropoda, Insecta, Hemiptera, Aphididae. Gene Ontology annotation, cellular component: cytosol. Gene Ontology annotation, biological process: glycine biosynthetic process; L-threonine catabolic process. The record is from RefSeq and is a predicted model, not a curated record. Gene Ontology annotation, molecular function: L-allo-threonine aldolase activity. The transcript has 10 exons.